Messenger RNA from Lineus longissimus, 1344 nucleotides. RefSeq names its product IgGFc-binding protein-like. Gene Ontology annotation, cellular component: extracellular matrix. Bases 1 to 1344 code for a protein of 447 amino acids. Lineage: Eukaryota; Metazoa; Nemertea; Pilidiophora; Heteronemertea; Lineidae. The record is from RefSeq and is a predicted model, not a curated record. The transcript has 10 exons.
AUGUCUUAUCUGAAUCCGGAUCCUGCAAUAUUCAACCGAUUUCAGAAAUACAUCGAAAGCUGUAAGAAGAGCGAGGAUCCAGUCAUCAAAUGUUCGGAUAAGAACAAUGCCCUCAUUGCAUCAGACACGUACUGCGGUUACAUCAAGUCAACCACUGGACCAUUCGCAGAGUGCAUCAAGAGCGCAAAGGUAGAUUGGAAGUCAGCCUAUGCUGCUUGCCAGAUAGAUGCUUGCGCUUUUGUGGACAAACCCGAGUCCAUUAAAGAAGUGAUAUGCGCUGAUGUGGGAGAAUUCGCCAGCGAAUGUCAGCUGAAUGGUUACCAACCUUCGAAGGUUUGGAGAACAACCACAUUCUGUCCAAUGAAGUGCCCUGCUAACAGCGUAUAUGAGUCCAAGAUGCGUCCAUGCCAACCGACGUGUAUCAAGCCCGAACCGAUCUUCUGUGAGGAUGAGUUGAUGGAAGGCUGCAAGUGUAAUAAAGGCUUCAUCCGAGAUGGUGAUUCGUGUGUCCCCGAGCAGUCAUGUGGCUGUUGGGAUGCAGACAAAAACUAUUACACGAUUGGCGAUGAGCGCAUAAGCUCCGACUGCACGACACUUUACAAGUGUAUCAAAGUAGGAUCAGUCGCCAAGCUAGGGUCCAGUGAGCUUAAACCUUGUGGCAAGGAUGCUGUAUGCAGACCUGGAGACAAAGGGGUCUAUACCUGUGGCUGCAAGAAAAGAUACCAAGGAGAUGGAUUCCAGUGCACGAAACAAUGCACAAAUGUUGCAAAGAGAUGGACGGGGGAUAAAUGUGUCAACCGCUGCGCUCCAGAGGAGAUCUGGGAUGACACCAAGAAGAUCUGCACACCGAGGUGCACCGAGUCUCAGUUAUGGAACAUCCCGACCAAACGAUGUGUAGACAGGUGUAAACCUUCUGACAUGUUGAAGAAAGGAGACUGUGUUGCUCGUUGUACUCCACCGAAAUCAUGGGAUCUCAGAUUGAAGAGUUGUACAGAAAAAAUCUGCACCUGCAAGGCUUGGGGAGAUCCCCAUUACCAUCGUUACGACGAUUUUACCAGAAUGAUCGACUUCAUGGGUGUCUGUAAAUACGUCUUCUCCAAGACGACCAACUCUGACGUCGCGUGUUCCUUCUCCAUUGAGGUGAAGAACGAAUAUCGAGGCAACACAAUUGUGUCUUUCGGUAGGAUGAUGGACCUGAAGAUGGGAGGUUUCGUUGUCAGACUUCACAAGGACGGAUGGACUAGGUGUGAUUCCUCUCGUCUGUGCAUCUCUGGCCCACAGCAUGCUCGCACCCGUUAUGCCAAAGAGCCAGUGAUUUUCUGGGACAGCAUCCCAUUCCGUUAA